AAACCAAAGUGGGAGGCGACUGGCGAGAGGAGAGAGAGAGAGCAGCGGGACAGCGGGCGGGCGGGCGGGCAGACGGAGAGGGGCGCGGCCGUCUUCCCAAACCCCGAGGGUCCUCACCAUGGAUCUUUCGAGUUCACUGGCUUCAACCAGUGAUGAAGAGACAAGGGCACUUAAUGCAUUGCUUGAUGCUUUCAGUUGUGCCUUUUCGCUUGAAGAUAUAGCCAAUGCAUACUGCAGAGCAAAUGGCGAUGUCAACAAAGCUGGGGAUUUCUUGACUGACCUUCAACUUUCGAUGCCCCAGAGUAAUGAAGUUGACUCAAGCGUUGAGACCAAUCUUCCCCAGUUUGGUAAGGCAGUUGAGGAAAAUUCUAUGGACAACUCAAACCGAACAAGAAAUCUUUCCUGUGUUGGGAAAGCAGCUGAAGAAAGCUCUGUGGAGAAUUCAAGCCAAACAAGAACACGUGAGAAGUCACAGAAGUCUAGUGCUUCAUUUGGCACUGUAUCCAGCAUGUUAGGUAAAGGAUCUGCCCGAGCUACUACAGCUCCUGCCAAUACAGCACCAGGAAAAGGAAAACCUCUAAAGGUUGAACUGCCAGAGUACAUGCGAGAUGAUUUGAAAACAGAUGAAUCUGAUUCUGCACCAAAGAGAGAGACUUUGAAUAACAGAGAUGUUGAGGAAUUCCUAUUUUCUAUGCUUGGAGAAGGAUUUAAGCUCAACAUGGAAGUGAUCCGUGAUGUUCUAGGCAGCUGUGGGUACGACAUGAAGAAGAGCAUGGAUGAAUUAAUGUCAUUUUCUACAAAUGAUCUAGGCAAAAGGCCAGAGAAUGAGCAUAUUGCAGUACAAGACACUGCAGUAGAAUCCUCUUUUUCCAUGGGGAGCUGCCUAGGAUCACAAUCCACAUCUAGAUCACAGAUUACCCCUGGAGAGUUACUAGAAUCAAUAUUCACUGCACCUGAAAGAUCUGAGGAGGAACCAAAAGUAAGGCGGUAUGAAUUGGGCGCAAAUCGAAGGAGAGUUCCAGAUCAGAAACCAGUCGUAAAACCUCUUGAGGACAUUUCACCACCCUCUACGGAUCUUCCGGUGAAAAUUAUCCUAGGCAGCAAAGAACCAGUUGUGCGUGAUGAGGAUGAUUACCAGAACUAUCGUAAGGCUGCAAAGCAGCACUGGGAUAUGAUGAAGCAGUACUAUGCGAAGGCUGUUGAUGCUUUUAGGGAGGGUAACAAGAAAGAAGCCGAGUAUCUUCGUACGGAAGGAAAGAACUACUAUAUGAUGGCUCGAUUAUCUGCUGAAAAAUCUGCUGGCGAGAUCACCAAGUCCAAACAAGAGUCCAAAAAUGAGUUAUGUCUUGAUCUGCGCUCACAAGAUGCAGCAAAUGUAGCAAAUCUUCUGAGACUUCAUCUUAGGCAGUUGGCUAACAUCCCAUCUUUUGAGAAUCUGAGAGUUAUUAUUGGUGUCGAUGAUGGCACUUUCAAGAUGGGACAAAGAAGAAGGAAGGUUGAGAAGUUUCUGGAGAAAAAAUCAGUCGAGUGGACCGAAGAUGAGGCCAAUCCUGGGACCAUUCUCAUUCCGAUUAAUCAAGUGAAAGACCAGUGAGUAUAGCUUGGCGUACAAAGGUCGUCCGACACAAAGCUGACAGAAGAUGCUCUUAGCUGCUAGUUUUAUCAUUUGGUGCCGUUUUGGAUCUAUAGGCGAUUUCUGUUCAUUUUUGGGAUAUGGAGGAUGGGGAGUGCGUUGCAUAUUCCUUUUUGUUCACACACAGGAGAUAUUUCCGGCCGGCCUAAAAAUUACGAUUUGGCCGAGAUGAUUUAGCUGCAGUCUUAACCCUGGAAA
Messenger RNA from Hordeum vulgare subsp. vulgare (domesticated barley), 1831 nucleotides. RefSeq names its product putative nuclear RNA export factor SDE5. The record is from RefSeq and is a predicted model, not a curated record. The transcript is spliced from 12 exons. NCBI's taxonomy places the organism in Eukaryota, Viridiplantae, Streptophyta, Magnoliopsida, Poales, Poaceae. Bases 119 to 1594 code for a protein of 491 amino acids.